UGGCACCCAGAUUAGCUUCACAAAAAGCUAGGCAGACAGGUCAAGGAUAUACACAUAUAUAGGUGAUCUGAUCUUGAGCACUAAUCCUGACUGCUGAUGGCCACCAAGGCUGAAGAAGUCGGGCAUAGAGUUUGUGUUACAGGAGCAGGAGGCUUCGUUGGUUCCUGGGUAGUGAAGGAGCUUCUGCUCCGUGGCUAUGUUGUCAGAGCAACUGCAAGAGACCCCUCUCCUCAAAAGUACCCCCAUUUGCAAACACUUGAAGGAGCAGAAGAUAGGCUAUCUCUAUGCUACGCCAACAUCAUGGACUACAAUAGUCUCCGAGUUGCAUUUGAUGGAUGUCAAGGGGUCUUCCAUGUUGCUUCACCUGUAUCCAACGAUCCACAACUUGUAAGUGUUGCUGUUGAGGGAAGCAAGAAUGUGAUCAACGCGGCAGCAGACUUGGGCGUACGUCGUGUGGUAUUCACCUCCUCCUACGGUGCUGUACACAUGGACCCAAACAGAAGCCCCGAUACAGUCAUGGACGAGACCUGCUGGAGCGACCUUGACUUCUGCAAGCGAAAAAGGGACUGGUACUCCUACGGCAAAGUGGUGGCAGAGAAGACAGCGGUGGAGCAAGCAUCAAGGAGAGGGAUACGGCUGCUGUCCGUGGUUCCCCCGGUAACGGCGGGGCGGAUGCUGCAGCCGACCACGAACGUGAGCUCCCACCACUUCCUCCAUUACCUCAACGGCGCCAAGAAGGACUACCCGAACGCCGUCGCGGCGUACGUCGACGUGCGCGACGUGGCGCGCGCGCACGCGCUGGUGUACGAGGAUCCGGGGGCUCGUGGCCGCUACCUCUGCGUCGGUGCUGUGCUUCACCGGUCGGAGCUUCUCAGGUUGCUCCGGGAACUCUUCCCACACUACCCAAUCCCCACCAAGUGUGAAGACAGCAGCGAGCCGAUGAUCAAACCUUACAAGUUCUCAAACCAAAAGCUGACGGACCUGGGCCUCGAGUUCACUCCCAUAAGAGAGAGUCUCUUCAAUAUGGUCUUGAGUUUACAGGAGAAGGGGGACCUACCUGCCAUGGUACCCCGUUCUUCCCUUUAGAAACUACUAUCUUCGUCAUAUAAUAACUGCAGCCAUGUAAUUUACGUUUAAAUUACAGAGCUGUAUCUUUUAUGAAAUUAUGUUGGUUUUAUUGCAACUUUGCUGUACCAUUCAAUUGGGUUGGAUGAAUCUAAAUAUAAUAAGAUCAGUGCUAUACAGGUGGCACGCUAAUUAAAUACAUAAAUAUGUAAUA
This is a messenger RNA of Oryza brachyantha (malo sina), 1279 nucleotides long. RefSeq names its product cinnamoyl-CoA reductase 1-like. Lineage: Eukaryota; Viridiplantae; Streptophyta; Magnoliopsida; Poales; Poaceae. The transcript has 5 exons. Gene Ontology annotation, molecular function: oxidoreductase activity, acting on the CH-OH group of donors, NAD or NADP as acceptor. The record is from RefSeq and is a predicted model, not a curated record. Bases 97 to 1086 code for a protein of 329 amino acids.